AUGUCGAAAUAUGAAAAGCGUUUUAUUGGCGGUGGAGCUUUUGGGAAUGUUUUUGAAUUGGUUGGGCACAAUCCCCCAGCUGUGGUCAAAUAUAUCGCUUGCUUCCCUAAUGAGAAUCUCCUUACUUUUCAAAGAGAAUAUGACAUUUUACGGGGCUUAACUCACCCAAAUGUCGUCAAAGUUAUCGAGACUCAAAUCGUUGACGAUAAUCUUGGAAUCGUCAUGGAAUACUGUCAACAAGGGCCGUUAAAUGAGUUGGUAUUUGAUACGUUAAUAAUCUACACAAUGAGAACCGCUAUCGUUUGGGGAAGGCAACUUUUUGAUGCCAUUGAUUGUAUGUAUAGAAUUUAUCAUCUUGUUCAUCGAGACAUACAACUUGAAAAUAUUUUUGUGACUGACGAUUUUCGGAUGGUUUGGGGUGAAUACAAUGUUUCGGGCGCUUUUCACCGGGAUUAUUUCAUUGCCGAUAUAUCUACUGGAAAGCUAGCCCAACUGGAAAAGGCUAUUUGUCCAAAAGAUGUUCAGGAAAUCGUUGAGCGGUGGGUUUUGGAA
Messenger RNA from Mesorhabditis belari, 552 nucleotides. The record is from the annotation of a GenBank genome assembly. NCBI's taxonomy places the organism in Eukaryota, Metazoa, Nematoda, Chromadorea, Rhabditida, Rhabditidae.